UUAGUGACUUCCGGUGUAAUGGCGUCAAGAAGUAAGCACUGUUGUCACAUUUUGAUCUACAGUGUUUCAAUAUUUCGCCUUUGUUUAUAUCAGUCGAGUUAACGCAUUAACAAGUUUAUAACCAACAAAAGAAUUAUAAGAUAAACCGAGGAAGGUGAUAGCAUCAUCACUACCAUGGAGGUCGCGACUGAUGAAGAGGCUCAAGCAGUGCUGUUAGAAGAAAUGGAGGGUGCACAGUAUAUAACCAUACAGCCAGCAGAUGCGGAAUCUCUCUCCAAAGGAGUUCCUUUAAUUACUUUAAACGGAGAGUUAAUUCCAGAAAGAAUGGUUGUAGAGAUGAUGAACGUCGGUGUUGGCUCAGAAUAUUCUACCGCAACUCAGUACUAUGAAACGGAAGAUGAUCUUUUAUCACAUGAACUAACAGAGGAGGACCGUAGAUUAGCUGCAGCAUUAGUUGCUGUUCAGUUGCAGCAGCAACAAAAACAACAACAAUUGCAUAACCAGCAGCACGAAGAUCCCACCUUACCCGAUGUUGGUCAUUUAGAUUCACUUUCGCCUGUUAAUGCUUAUAUGCAGACAAUACCUGACCCAGAUCCACCGCCAGUAUAUCCGACAAUGCAAUCAAUGAAACGGAUUUCUCAAUCUCAAAAUGUAAAACAGGAGUUUAUCAACAUAAAAAGCGAAUAUGAGAUUGAUGUUUCUGCAGAGAGCAGUGAGGACGCAGCGCCUACUUCAGGACCAAAAAGAUCUUUGCCUCAUAAAAAAAGAAUCCCUAAAAAACUGAAGCAGCAAUCUAAACGGACUUCCGGCAGAAGAGAUAAUGCUAAGUUAAACCAGGAUAUUGUUUCUCAACAACCAGCUAAUGAACCUCUGAUGCAUGCGUUUAGAUGUGAAUUGUGCGGCUGUUCGAUCGGAGGACAAUUGAAAUUCUUUGAACACUUGAAGGCACACUAUGAACCGGUAAAAGUAGAAUCUAGAAUAGCACAAACCACAAAUACGAGCAUUACGAUAUCUGUGUCAGACUCCGUUCAAGGGAUUGAUACUACUGUAAUAGAAGAGUUUAGUGAACCUGAAGAUCUUAUGGAAGGCAUACGAGGCGUCGUUGAGGAAACAGGAGCUCAUAUUGAUGAAGAAGCUGAUGGUUCGCUAAACGAUGUUAAUGGGGGGCCAACUUUGUGGGCAAUUUCGGAUGUACCUGAUCACGGGGCGCAGGAACAGGUGGAAACCACUACAAUUAAUGAAAACGAUUUACUAGAUAGAGAAGAGAUCGAAGUGCCACAAACUAAAAAGAAGAAAUCGCAAAAACAUAGAAGAUCAAGUACAGUUGACGAACUUGCCUGCCCACAAUGCGGUCGAUCAUUCAACCACAAGAAUAGUCUGGUUUACCAUAUGAGAUCUCAUAGUGGAGAAAGGCCACAUCAGUGUGACGUUUGUGGAAAAAGUUUCUUUGCCGCCAGUGCAUUAAAGGUACACAAACGAUUACAUAGUGGCGAUAAACCGUACAAGUGCGACGAUUGUGGACGUCACUUUCGUCAAUGGGGUGACUUGAAAUAUCAUUCGACUAGUAUACACUCUGAACAAAAACAAUUCCAGUGUGAAUAUUGUGGGAAAGACUUUGCACGAAAAUAUUCUCUUAUUGUCCACAGACGUAUUCAUACUGGUGAAAAAAACUAUCGAUGCGAAUAUUGUAAUAAGACUUUUAGAGCAAGCAGUUACCUGCAAAAUCAUAGACGAAUUCAUACAGGCGAGAAACCCCACCCAUGUACAGUUUGUGGAAAACCCUUCAGGGUAAGAAGCGAUAUGAAAAGGCAUCUGAACACGCAUUCACGCGGAAGAUUUGAUAGGCCUGUAAAUCGUACAACCAUGACUAAAAAUUUGACGGAUGAUGAAAAUAAAGCAUCACAAGUCCGAACGAUUCAGAAUAGUUUGGUUGAGGACUUAAAGCUGGAAGUUGAAGGUAAUGGAGUUGAACUUGUUUCACCAGAAGACAAUCCUGAGAGUAUUCUACCACAUGAAGGUGGGCAGAACAUGGAUUAUUCUGCUACACGUACAGCAGAUGGUGGAACAGAUAGAGAUCCUUUGGAAGCAGAUGUGCGAUCUACAGAUACAUUGUACACAUGGCCUUGUUAUCAUCUGUAGCCUAUUAUUUGCUAUCGAAUUAUUUCAUGUAACUGUGGCUGAUUAUUGAUGUACAGUGUUACGUGCAAUCAUAAGUCAGUGUAAACACUGUAUCAAGGAGGACAUUUUAUCGACAGAUCUCGUACAUUAAUUGACUUUUCUGAUGAAAAAAUCAAACAAAUUUUUUGAAUGAUCUCAUUCAAAGUGGCUACUUGAUAGUAUAUAAUAUUGGUAUCAAUGGUAUGUACGUGAAUUAUGUAUUUACUUUACCAACAUUUGAUAUUUCAUACUACAGUGCUUAAUCAAUAUCACUGAGCACUGUUGCCAUUAGUACAAUUAAUUAUUACGUAAUUAGUCAAAUGAAAUACAUAUACACUUGCAUCUAUCACACAAGAAUCACAUUGCGAAAUACAACUGCGUAAGCAUACAUCAACUAUUUUGAUAUAAUUUCAAACGAAGAACUGAAUAACUAAAAGGAGACAGUAAAAGUUUGAUAUGUUCAGUAUAAAGUAUUUGUUACUUUGGAAGUUAUGGAAGAGGAUAAAUUAGUUUAGAUUUCGAUACUUUUUAUAUGGUAGAAUAUUGCGAUAUUAUGUAUAAAAACAAUUGGUUAUUCAUAAAUAUUUCUUUAUUGCUACAAUAGGUGAACUGGCAUCAAUUAAAUUCCAAAAACUAUUAAUGAAUUAUUUUUUCUGCCAAUUUAAAUUACUCUUAUUAUAUUUACUAUUUAAGGCGAUCGAGGCUGUUGAUCAUUCUUGCAUGUUGCAUGAAUAAAUAAUUAAAUAAAUGAACGAAUUGAGGCUGCUACCGUGAUUCAUUAGAGUUGUGGAAAGUAUGAAACCUAUUUUGUUUCGAUAAAUUAGAAUUAGUGGUGACAGGUCAGGGCAACAUUCUCCAAAAACACAAGACUACAAUCAUUGAAAUUUAUAUAUACAGUGAACUUAGUAUUUUUCUUAAUAUAUUUUCAGACUAGUGGCAUAAUUUAUAAACAAAUACUAAUGAACGCAGGUUAACACAAACGUUGAGAUAUAAUUGGAAAUUCUGUAUUUGAAAAGCCUAUACACACAAACAUAUACUGCGUCAUAAGUCUAGUUAUGUAUAGAAUUAUAAUCCUAAAAUUCUAUAUCAUGUUUUCAAACUUAAACUAAUUAGUUGUUUAUGUGAAAAUUCAAUGUUGAAAAAUAUAUUUUUUACACAGA
Messenger RNA from Neodiprion fabricii, 3317 nucleotides. Its product is annotated as zinc finger protein 275-like. Gene Ontology annotation, biological process: regulation of transcription by RNA polymerase II. The coding region runs from base 175 to 2139 and encodes 654 amino acids. The transcript is spliced from 8 exons. The record is from RefSeq and is a predicted model, not a curated record. Gene Ontology annotation, molecular function: RNA polymerase II cis-regulatory region sequence-specific DNA binding; DNA-binding transcription factor activity, RNA polymerase II-specific. Lineage: Eukaryota; Metazoa; Arthropoda; Insecta; Hymenoptera; Diprionidae. Gene Ontology annotation, cellular component: nucleus.